Molecule: messenger RNA, 2545 nt
Organism: Xiphophorus couchianus (Monterrey platyfish)
Lineage: Eukaryota; Metazoa; Chordata; Actinopteri; Cyprinodontiformes; Poeciliidae
Product: transcription factor COE1-like
Exons: 17
Coding region: 1-1800 (599 amino acids)
Biological process (GO): regulation of DNA-templated transcription
Molecular function (GO): DNA-binding transcription factor activity; DNA binding
Source: RefSeq, a predicted model, not a curated record
AUGUUCGGGAUCCAGGAGAGCAUCCAGAGAAGCGGCAGCGGUCUGAAGGAAGAGCCGCUGGGAGGCAUGAACGUCCGGAGCUGGAUGCAGGGAGGCGGCGUGCUGGACGCCAACACGGCCGCUCAAAGUGGAGUGGGUCUGGCCCGGGCUCACUUUGAGAAGCAGCCGCCCUCCAACCUGCGGAAGUCCAACUUCUUCCACUUCGUCCUGGCUCUGUACGACCGACAGGGCCAGCCGGUGGAGAUCGAGAGGACCAACUUCGUAGACUUCAUCGAGAAAGAGAAGGAGUCGAGCGGGGAGAAGACCAAUAACGGGAUUCAUUACCGACUUCAGCUUCUCUACAGUAACGGCAUCAGAACAGAGCAGGACUUCUACGUCCGACUUAUAGACUCCAUGACUAAACAGCCGAUUGUUUAUGAAGGCCAAGACAAGAACCCGGAGAUGUGCAGAGUGCUGCUGACACAUGAGAUCAUGUGCAGUCGGUGCUGUGACAAGAAGAGCUGCGGAAAUCGUAAUGAGACGCCCUCAGACCCUGUUAUCAUCGACAGAUUUUUCCUUAAAUUUUUCCUCAAGUGCAACCAGAACUGUUUAAAGAACGCUGGGAACCCAAGAGACAUGAGAAGGUUCCAGGUGGUUGUGUCAACUACGGUGAGCGUGGAGGGACAUGUCCUGGCAGUUUCUGACAAUAUGUUUGUCCACAACAACUCAAAACACGGUCGGCGGGCCCGCAGACUCGACCCCGUGGAGGGAACCCCAUCUUACCUAGAACACGGAGCAGCUCCCUGCAUUAAGGCCAUCAGUCCCAGCGAGGGGUGGACUACAGGGGGCGCUACAGUCAUCAUUAUAGGAGACAACUUCUUUGACGGCCUCCAAGUUAUCUUUGGUACCAUGCUGGUUUGGAGUGAGCUGAUUACGCCACAUGCCAUUCGGGUGCAGACACCUCCCAGACACAUCCCUGGGGUCGUAGAGGUCACUCUAUCUUACAAGUCCAAACAGUUCUGCAAAGGCACACCAGGAAGGUUCAUAUACACCGCACUGAAUGAACCAACCAUUGACUAUGGUUUUCAGAGACUUCAGAAGGUUAUCCCUCGGCACCCUGGGGACCCUGAAAGGCUUCCAAAGGAGGUUAUUCUGAAAAGAGCAGCGGAUCUGGUGGAAGCCCUCUACGGUUUGCCUCAUAACAACCAGGAGAUCAUCCUGAAACGAGCAGCAGACAUCGCAGAAGCUCUCUACAGCGUUCCACGAACACACACCCAGCUCUCCGGCUCGACGCACACAGGCAUGAUGGGAGUGAACUCCUUCACUGGACAGCUGUCCGUCAACGUCUCAGAACCGUCACAAGCCAAUCAGGGGUUUGUGCGCAGCAGCAGUAGCGUGUCGCCUCAUGGUUAUGUGCCCAGCUCUACACCUCAGCAGACCAGCUACACCUCAGUCAGCAGCACCAUGAACGGCUACGCUAACAACGGUGGCAUGACCAACCUCGGAGGCUCGCCCACUUUCCUCAACGGCUCCGCCGCCAACUCGCCUUAUGCUAUCGUUCCAUCCAGUCCCACUAUGGCCUCAUCCACAUCUCUUCCCUCCAACUGUUCUUCUUCUUCUGGGGUUUUUUCCUUCUCCCCGGCCAACAUGGUGUCAGCGGCCGUUAAACAGAAGUCCGCCUUUGCACCUGUGGUGAGGCCAUCGUCCUCUCCUCCACCUUCCUGCACUAGUGCCAAUGGCAACGGACUUCAAGAUCAAACAUUUGUGGACUCUAGCAAGUACUCAUCAGCCGGCUCUCUACAAGGCCUGGCCUUCACCUGAACAAUCCCAGGAAUGAUCGUCCCACCCAUGUAAAGGCGUGAGCGCGUGACUCUGUGUGUGUGUGUUUGUUGGUAUAAGAUGAGUCAAGCACACUCUCGCUGAUCCCGCUGGAGGAUUUGCUCCGAGACGGACUCCGGUUGGGGAUGGAAGUGUCCAUCCAGAUCUGAAGGAACAAAACCAACUCAGGCCCUUUCUAACACAAAAAUACAAGGAAAAAAGCAAAACUGUUUGUAGAAAUCUUUGUACAAUGUAAUGCUUUUAUAGGAGAACUGCCACAUCCAAGAUUAUGACUCUCCAUGGUCACAAAAAAUGUAUUUUGGACAGAAUCCACUUCCUCUCUUCAGAGAUUGAUUUUCUUUUUCUUUUUUGUGCUACAUGUGUUGACCUUCUUUUCAAUGUAACCUACAGGAGCGAUUUUCUAUUUAUGGAGUUUUGUCUUCAAUGAAGGAGUAUAAUGUGAAGAGGACCUGAUGGUGAUGAGGAUGCUUUCAUACAGGCCUGAUGCAGCCAACACAGACAAGCCAAACCUUCACAGACAUACCUUCUCUUCUGUUUUUUGCCAAAACUACCCAUUCAUCACUCUCCCCACUAUAUUGUUUUAGUUGAAGGACUAUGAUUGUUCUGCUGAUGUAUAAGCCAUUCAGAAAAAUUCAAACGUUUACUUUUAGCUUUUGUCUCAUGCAUCUUCUCUGUGGUUCUCAUGUGAUACAUUUUCUUAAAAAAAAAGGUUAAGGAGAAAAGACUU